Molecule: messenger RNA, 1799 nt
Organism: Cololabis saira (Pacific saury)
Lineage: Eukaryota; Metazoa; Chordata; Actinopteri; Beloniformes; Belonidae
Gene: prpf31
Product: PRP31 pre-mRNA processing factor 31 homolog (yeast)
Exons: 14
Coding region: 141-1664 (507 amino acids)
Biological process (GO): mRNA splicing, via spliceosome; spliceosomal tri-snRNP complex assembly
Cellular component (GO): U4/U6 x U5 tri-snRNP complex; precatalytic spliceosome; U4 snRNP
Source: RefSeq, a predicted model, not a curated record
CAGAACCACGACUUGAGUCGCAGCUGUAAACAGAAGAGAGCAGGAGCCUCAAAAGGUCUGCGUGGAGAAAAAACCCUCGAGGUUUUUGGAGUUUCCCUUUUCCCUACUUUUGUUUAGUUGUCUGGGAUUCAAUCUCCAAGAUGUCUCUGGCGGAUGAGCUCCUGGCUGACUUGGAGGAGGCUGGAGAUGAGGGGGAGGAUGAUCUGUAUCCAGACGGAGAGGAGGGAGAGAGUGAUGGAGAAGCAACUCAGGGAAGGAUGGAUAGAGGCCUGGAAGACAUUCCAGAGGAGAUGGAGGUGGAUUACAGUAAAGCUGAGAGUGUUGCAUCCAUUGCCAAACUCCGCAAUAGCAAACAGUUUUCAGAAAUCACAGACAAAAUUGCAUUAUAUAUAGGAAAGCAACGCAAGAAUUCAGAUGUCUCAGGCCCAGUCGAGUCCGACCCAGAAUACAGGCUGAUUGUAGCGGCCAAUAACCUCACGGUGGAGAUCGACAAUGAGCUCAAUAUCAUUCACAAGUUUACGAGGGACAAAUACUCCAAGAGGUUCCCAGAGCUCGAGUCACUGGUGCCAGAUUCCUUAGAUUAUAUCCGCACAGUUAAGGAAUUGGGAAACAAUCUGGAGAAAUGUAAAAACAAUGAAACGCUGCAGCAAAUCCUGACCAAUGCCACUAUUAUGGUCGUCAGUGUUACAGCAUCAACUACACAAGGGACAUUGCUAAAUGAGGAGGAACUGAAGCAGCUUGAGGAUGCCUGUGACAUGGCCCUGGAGCUGAACACGUCUAAACACAAGAUUUAUGAAUAUGUAGAAUCCAGGAUGUCCUUCAUAGCCCCGAACCUGUCCAUCAUAGUCGGAGCAUCAACUGCUGCAAAGAUCAUGGGUAUUGCUGGUGGCCUCACUAACCUCUCAAAGAUGCCAGCCUGUAAUCUGAUGCUGCUGGGAGCUCAAAGGAGAACCCUCUCUGGCUUCAGCAGCACCUCCCUACUUCCCCACACUGGCUUCAUCUACCACUGUGAUGUUGUUCAGUCAUUGCCACCUGAUCUCAGGAGGAAGGCAGCUCGUCUGGUAUCGGCUAAAUGCACUCUGGCAUCUCGAGUGGACAGUUUCCAUGAGAGUUCAGAUGGAAAGGUUGGCUAUGACCUAAAGGAAGAGAUAGAAAGGAAGUUUGAUAAAUGGCAGGAGCCGCCGCCUGUGAAGACGGUCAAGCCUCUGCCAGCCCCACUAGAUGGACAGAGGAAGAAGAGAGGAGGAAGGAGAUACCGAAAGAUGAAGGAGCGUCUGGGGCUGACGGAGAUCAGGAAACAUGCCAACAGAAUGACCUUUGCAGAGAUUGAAGAUGACGCCUAUCAAGAGGAUCUGGGCUUCAGUCUGGGUCAGCUGGGGAAGAGCGGCAGUGGGAGAGUCAGGCAGGCUCAGGUCAACGAGGCCACCAAGGCCAGGAUCUCCAAAUCCCUUCAGAGGACAUUGCAGAAGCAGAGCAUGUCAUUUGGAGGAAAGUCCACAGUCAGAGAUCGCUCCUCCGGAACCAGCUCCAGUGUAGCCUUCACUCCUCUCCAGGGACUGGAGAUAGUUAACCCGCAGGCUGCAGAGAAGAAGGUGGCUGAAGCCAACCAGAAAUAUUUCUCUAAUAUGGCAGAGUUCGUUAAAGUCAAGAAGGAGACCAAGUGAACUCGCUGUAAUCCUGCACAGACGGCUGCACUCAGCAUAAACGAUGAUGCUACGUUUUAAAUUGUUGUCUGCUUAACCUGAAUUUGUUUUGUUUUUGUUUCUCCCUUUUUAUUAAAAUGUAAAAUCUCCAGUGUC